AUGGAAUUGUUUCGAUCUGAAUCCUAUUUCAUAUUUGUGAGGAACGAGUCAAGUCUUUGGUGGAAUCGACUAACGGGAGCCUUUUCAGUCCGAUCAGCAUGGGAUCUUUCCGAUAUCGAGGACAUAGAAUGCUUAGGUAUUACAGAAGGUAUUAUCGGAAAAGUGGAACAUUCAAAUAUAUACGAGCCUCGUUUAAUGAUUAUAAAAGAAAGCGUACCUAUGGGUCAGAUAUAUUUUCACCACACGAUAUACAAGAUCAAAUCGAUAUGCUUUUUGAAUAUGGGUGUGAAUAAUCAGGAACUCGAGCUUUCUCCAUGUACGAAACACGGAUCGUCCACACUCUUGGAGAAUGCGAGAUCAAGCAGUAAGAAAAUGGGUGCUCGUUUGUUUGAAAAUUCCGCCUUUCUAAAUAAAACUGUAGGUGCCGUUAAAAAUGUAAGCAAUACAAUUAAAACCACAACACAGCAAGCCGCUACUCAGGUAAAACAAACGGUGAAGAAGCAGCGUGAUCCAAAACUAGCUGAACGUUUUGAGAAACGGCUUACAGAUGAGUUAUAUAAGAUAUUUGAUGACUCAGACAGUUUCUACUAUUCAAGAACAUUAGAUCUAACUAACAGUCUACAAAGACAAUAUGAAAUUGAGAAAAUCUUGGAAACCGAAGAAGGAAAUGGGAAACCGAUCACCGAUAUUACAAGAUGGUGGAAAUAUGUUGACGAUAGAUUCUUCUGGAACAAACAUAUGCUCAAAGAUAUUAUCGCUUUGGAGAGUCCUAGCUGUGAUGAAUGGGUUCUGCCGAUCAUACAAGGUUAUGUACAUCUAUCACAAAUAGCGGUUGAGCCUCCCGAUGCAAAUCCGUUGAAUACCGAAUCAUUGUCAAGUACGAAUACAUGCGAUGAAACAUUCACACUAGGUCUUAUAUCACGAAGAUCUCGAUAUCAGGCUGGGACUCGGUACAAUCGUCGAGGUAUAGAGCCAGGUGGAAGAGUUGCAAACUAUGUUGAAACUGAACAGAUUGUAUCCAUUGUGUGCUCGGAUAGCAUACAUAGAGCAUCAUUUGUACAGGUCCGUGGAUCUGUGCCAAUAUACUGGAGCCAGCCUGACUACAAGUUUAGACCUCCGCCGAGGCUUGACAGAACCGAAGAAGAAUCCCACCAGGCGUUUAAGAAGCAUUUCGAAGAAGAACUAAAGCUUUAUAAGCAGAUAUGUAUAGUGAAUUUGGUUGAACAGCAAGGUAGAGAACGCAUUAUAUGGGAGGCAUAUAGCAACCAUGUACUGAAAUACAACAGCCCUAACAUAAUAUACGCUACCUUCGAUUUCCAUGAGUACUGCCGUGGCAUGCACUAUGAGAACGUCAGCAUAUUAAUAAACGCUAUAUCUGAUAUAAUCGGCGAUAUGCGGUUCUGUUGGCGUGAUGACCGAGGGCUCAUCUGCACACAGACCGGCGUGUUUCGAGUCAACUGUAUAGACUGUCUCGAUCGAACCAACGUUGUACAGACAGCGAUAGCCAAAUAUGUGUUGGAGCUACAACUAUGUAGGCUAGGCCUUGGAGCCCCGGGCUGCGGUCUACCGACGGGGCUCCGACAAGCGUUUCUAGCUAUGUGGGCUGAUAGUGGGGAUCUUGUGUCAAGACAAUACGCUGGGACGAAAGCUCUUAAGGGUGAUUAUACUCGCACGGGAGAGAGGAAGUUAACUGGGAUGAUGAAAGAUGGCGUCGCAUCCGCUAACAGAUAUUAUCUAUCUACAUUCAAAGACGCCCUCCGUCAAGUGGCCAUAGAUGUGAUGACAGGAGAAUCUAAAACUAUACCUGAACAACUCAUUGUACCCGACUGCACUCCGUGUACAUCCGUCAAGGUUCUUAUGUUUAAUGACCAAUCAGUACCAGAUACCGCAGCUAUGGCCCAGCAUGUAAAAAGUCUAAUAGAUGACUGUAAGAAGCUCUUAGUUGAUACGGAACCAGUGCUCGGCUCUUGGGGGCUCAUAGAUGCUGACCCACAUACCGGAGAUCCUCAGGAAACGGAAAUGGAUAGCGUCCUAGUGUUGACUGGUGAGGCGUAUUACGUCACGGAUUAUGACGAAACAUCCGACAGACUGUUGUCUGUACAGAGGGUGCCUUUGAAGGAUGUUACGUCUAUAGAACUUGGGACUUUGGACUCUAGUGCUACGAUCUUCAGCGUGGCUCGUAAGAGUAACACGGAGCCGGUACACUGUAUACGUAUCAACUAUAUGUAUAACAACGAACCCGGGUACUUCCAUAUGUUCAGAUCUACGUCGCUCAGGUUCUUUAAUAAUAUGGCUGUGGCUAUUAAUACUAAGGACGAGAUGAUAGAAUCCCUUCACUCUAUAUGUGAAUCAUUAGUAGUAGCGAGAGAUGUGGCUAAGUUGACACCCGUACCUUUCCACGAUGGAGUCAAAUUGGAAAGGAAAAAGUCAAAGAUACAUCCAACACAAGGUUCUUCGGGAGCUAAAUCUUCUUUAUACUUGGAUCUAUCAAGGCUACCAACACUCACGAGGAAUGUCAGCGAAACACAGUUAGUAGCAGAUAUAAGGAGUGUUGGAUCAAAAGCCCUAAACAAUAUGUCGGAGCAAUUCAGCAAGUUAAACAAACUGAGUCACUCACUGAACGCUAGAGCUAGACCUACAUUACAACUAAAAUUCGAUCAAGGGACUUCCAAGACUAAGAAAAUAUUCACAUUAGGGCAGAAGAGUGAUGGCAAGAAGAAAGGAAGUUUAUCAGAUGGCGCUAGUUCAGAUUAUUCCUCAGAAGACGAGGCUAGAACCAAUAUAUUUGAACCAACGCUAGAUAACUUCGAACAUUUACAACAUUACAUCGGCGAUCAAGAAAGAAAACACGAUAAUGAUUGCGAUCUAAUCGAAAAUCCAUUAUAUUCAUCAAAAAUUGAAACAAACGAUGAAAUUGAUACCACAAUUCCCGAUAUCAAAACCAAUAUACCGAAAACGCCAAGCAAUAAGAUAAAUCCGUUCAAUAAUGAAAUCACACCGGAAAUACAAGUAGAUUCUAAACCUGUACCGCCAAAUUCACUGCUUUUGAACCAAAAAUUAUCACAGAGCUCAAGUUAUCUAAAUUUUGAACCUACAGUCAACUACGUAAGGUCGAAUUCACAACACGAGAUAACUUUAAACAUAGCGCAAUCACAUAGUGAAUCUGCUUUAAGGCAGUUAAAGAAUAUAACAAGUCCGGUCUCAACUGCUACCAAAGAAAUACUCUCGCCUUUAUCAAAACUAGCUAAGGGCGUGCAAACAUUAGGAGCUAACUUAGAUCCGAGGAAAAUAAAGGUAUUUACUAUUUUAUAUAAUAAUUAUUAUAAUCCCACAAAUUUGUUGCAUGUCAUAGAAAAGCCAGCAUAUAAGGAAAUAAUUUUAGCUCCGGCAUCAGUGAAGCAUAUAUCAGAACAACAAUAUGAAGAACAUAAGAAAUUACAAGAGAAAUGGCAAGACAGUAACACACGUCUUAUCGCACUGUAA
This is a messenger RNA of Danaus chrysippus (African queen), 3483 nucleotides long. The record is from the annotation of a GenBank genome assembly. Lineage: Eukaryota; Metazoa; Arthropoda; Insecta; Lepidoptera; Nymphalidae.